CUGGCAGCAGUCGUGAGUCUUAACGGGUGUUGUUUAUGUUUUUGAAAUGAUAAUUUGAAGUUAUUAGUUUCUCGUGUUUUCAGUUGUACUGGGCUGUAGUACAGUUUUUGUUUUGGAAAAUUCAUCCGGUGGGUCUUUUAAAAUUUCGUGGCGCUCUGCACUGAACUAUGGCUCCAGUUAAUCUCCACCUGAAGACUGCCUCCAGAAUAGCUCGUCACGUGGCUGAAGUAGCAAUAAAAAAAAUAUCCAAGAACACUAUCAGGAAACCCGCCGCAGUUCGACGUCGUUCAGGCGCGUCUAGCGGCUGUGGUUUGAAGCGUGUGGUUGACCACGCAAAGAACAUAACGCCCCUCCUGAAGAAGGGACUUGCCAAGGUUAAACGCGAUGGAAUAACAAAAGUGUCAAGGGACUUUGUGCAGAUGGCCACUAGGGAGAUUCUAGGCGUGUAUUCCUCUGGGAGAACUUUAGCCGUGACGCUAGGUGGUUCCUCUAGUGUAGUGACGGGAGACACUAUAGAGGGGAACACAGACUGUGUACCAGAGGAGUGCGGGACGGAUGAAAACUCUAAUUUCACUUGCGUAAAUACAAAAGGGCACGUGACCUAUUGUAAUGACGUGAGUCUCCUGGUCCCAGAACGGUCUCCUCUUCCCCUGGAGUCUCCUACACUGCCCUGGAAGUCUCCGCUACCCUGCGACUCUCCUCUACCCUGGCGCAACACGGGGAGACUCCAGCUCCGGCCCGGAUCACCACAGUUUGAAGAUUGCAAUUGAUCACAACUGAUCCUUCUAAAUGGUUUUAAUUUUAAUUUAAUAAAUUUUAAAAGUUUUAA
This is a messenger RNA of Procambarus clarkii (red swamp crayfish), 829 nucleotides long. The record is from RefSeq and is a predicted model, not a curated record. NCBI's taxonomy places the organism in Eukaryota, Metazoa, Arthropoda, Malacostraca, Decapoda, Cambaridae.